Messenger RNA from Terrapene triunguis (Three-toed box turtle), 1933 nucleotides. It is a transcript of the gene DPH1, whose product is annotated as diphthamide biosynthesis 1. Gene Ontology annotation, biological process: protein histidyl modification to diphthamide. Gene Ontology annotation, molecular function: 2-(3-amino-3-carboxypropyl)histidine synthase activity. NCBI's taxonomy places the organism in Eukaryota, Metazoa, Chordata, Testudines, Emydidae. The transcript has 12 exons. The record is from RefSeq and is a predicted model, not a curated record. The coding region runs from base 21 to 1337 and encodes 438 amino acids.
UCCACGUGGGUUUGUUUGCGAUGGCGGCCCAGGAGCAGCCGGCGCGGAGCGAGGUCCCGGCUGCGGCGCCAGGCCGAGGACCCCAGCGCCGACGGGUGGCUAUGCAGAUCCCCGAGGCAAUUCUCACCAAUAAGGAGCUGCAGGAGGCAGUUGGAGCCCUCCCCAGCAACUAUAACUUUGAGAUCUACAAGACAGUCUGGAGAAUUCAGCAGGCCGAGGCAACGAGAGUGGCUCUGCAGAUGCCCGAAGGCCUCCUCAUGUUUGCGUGCACCAUCGCUGACAUCAUUGAAAGGUUCACCGGUGCCGAGGUGGUGGUGAUGGGAGACGUGACGUACGGUGCGUGCUGUGUGGAUGACUUCACGGCCAGGGCCCUCGGGGCAGACUUCAUGGUACACUACGGACACAGCUGCCUGGUUCCCAUCGACGCCACGCAGGGGGUGAAGAUGCUCUAUGUGUUUGUGGAUAUCAAGAUCGAUACGUCCCACUUUGUGGAGACCGUCCACUUCAACUUCCCCAAGGGCGCCUGCCUGGCUCUCGUCAGCACCAUCCAGUUCGUCUCCGCUUUGCAGGCGGCCUCCCAGGUGCUGCGCUCUGAGUACAAGGUCAGCAUCCCGCAGUGCAAGCCGCUCUCGCCAGGCGAGAUCCUGGGCUGCACAUCUCCCCGACUGGGGCCGGACACAGACGCCGUUGUGUACCUGGGGGAUGGGCGCUUCCACCUGGAAUCUGUCAUGAUUGCCAACCCCGGAGUUCCCGCCUACAGGUACGAUCCCUACAGCAAAGUCUUCUCCAGGGAGCACUACGCCCACGAGCGCAUGCAGCAUGCCCGGCAGGAGGCCAUCCGCACCGCCGCCCGCGCCCGGAGCUGGGGACUCAUUCUCGGGACCCUGGGGCAUCAGGGCUCCACAUCCAUCUUGCAGCACCUGGAGGGGCGGCUCCAAGCCCUUGGCCUCCCAUUCGUCAGGGUGCUGCUCUCGGAGAUCUUCCCCAGCAAGCUGCAGCUGUUCCCCGACGUGGACGCGUGGGUGCAGGUGGCUUGUCCCCGGCUCUCCAUUGACUGGGGAGGAGCCUUCAGCAAGCCGCUGCUCACACCCUACGAGGCUGCUGUGGCUCUGAAGGAAAUCGAGUGGCAGCAGACUUACCCCAUGGAUUUCUACGCCGGCCAGUCCCUGGGGCCCUGGACAGUCAACCAUGCCAGCCACCAGCCCCAGAGGGGCACCAGCCGGCCAGCGCAGAGGAAGCUGCCUGAACCUGUGGUGCCAGUGGAUGCUGGUGUGGGGAAGAAAUGCACCGACUGCAGCUGUCAAGACAAGGCCCCAUUGCAGCCAGAGCACCCCUGAACCCCCAAACAAUGGGGAUAUCAGCAGGUACAGCCCUGCAGUUACCAGCCUGGAAACAAGCGCUCCCAGCUUUGCUCUCAGGAAGGGCUGUCUCUGACUUCAGAGCUGGUGAAAUGGGCCAGAUCAACAGCCCUAUAGAUUGACUGACUGGCACCCAGAACAGGUACAGAGUAGGCAGUGGCAGGGCCACUCUCUCACUGCCCUGGAGAACCAUCUCUCAGUGUCUGGCCCAUUCAGCCUGAAGUGUUUCCACGGAGGCUGCCUGAAAGAACCGGCUGUAGCAGUGGUUUCUGUGAUAGGAACCAUUCCCUGGGCACUGGACUGAGAUCCCCCGUUAAGGAACAGCUGUGCCCAAACCAUGAUUAAUUUGCAUUGAAAUGUCCUGUGUGUACUACAGAGAGGUGGAAAUGGCCACGCAAAGGCCCUUCAACUCUGCUGGGUUUCGGACAUAGUCUCACUAAUGGGAUGUUGAGAAGCACAAAGUUGGGAGCAGUGCCGAGGUUCCGCUUGUGUUCUGCCUGGGGAAGAUGGAUUUUAGGCCAACACACUGCUCUUUUCCCCUCGGUGCCUCAGCCCCAGUGUGUAGACAUCAAGGC